Messenger RNA from Caretta caretta (loggerhead turtle), 3384 nucleotides. Its product is annotated as TLC domain-containing protein 4. Gene Ontology annotation, biological process: lipid homeostasis. Gene Ontology annotation, cellular component: endoplasmic reticulum; membrane. NCBI's taxonomy places the organism in Eukaryota, Metazoa, Chordata, Testudines, Cheloniidae. The record is from RefSeq and is a predicted model, not a curated record.
AGAGCCAGGAGCGGGGCGUGGGGCGGCCCCGGGCUGGGAUGUGGCACCGCCGCGGGACCGCCGCCUGGGAGCUGGGAGCGCGGCGGGAGCCCCUGGGCUCCGAGCAGCCGGCUCCCCACGCCCGGGGGCAGGAGCCUCCCAGGUGCCAUUGAGCGGCCAUGGAGGAGUCCACACGGCUGGGUUACUGCAUCGUGGCCGGCAGCUUCGUGACCUUCCAAUUCUUCUUCUCGGCCGUCAGCCCCCAGCUCUCACUGGCACUCAGCCGCCGCUACUGCGGCCUGACCGCUGUCAAAAAGUGCGAGUGGAACUCCAGGUGUGUCUCCACUCUGCACGCGCUCAUCGUCGGCCUCUUCUGCGUCUACAUCCUGCUCUUCGAUGGAGCCAUUAACGCCAACCCCAUCUGGGGGGACCCUUACCUGGUGAAACUCAACGUGGCCAUCACCUGCGGCUACCUCCUCUACGAUUUGCUGCUGCUCCUGCGGUACUGGAAGAUGCUGGGCGACUCCCUGUUCGUUUGCCACCACUUGGUGGCGCUGUACGCCUACGGAUACGUGCUGAGCCGAGGGGUGCUCCCCUAUUUCGCCAACUUCCGCCUCCUUUCCGAGCUCUCCACCCCAUUCGUCAACCUGCGGUGGUUCUUUGACACCGUGGGGCAGCCCCGCUCCUCCUGGUUCGUCCUGGCCAACGGCCUGGCCAUGACCGUGGUCUUCUUCCUGGUGCGCAUCGCCGUCAUCCCCAGCUACUACGCCCGUGUGCUGGCCUGGCACGGCACGCCCGAGUACGCCCGCCUGGGGCUGGCCGUGCAAGUGGCCUGGAUCGUGCCCAGCCUGGCCCUGGAGGUCCUCAACCUGGUCUGGAUGUACAAGAUCAUCCGGGGCUUCUACCGGGCCUUCUGCCGGUCCCAGGAGCGCAAGGCGGCCUGCAGCCAUGGGGACUAAGCGGGAGCUGGACUUCCCCAGGGGGCGCAGCCAGGGGGCCCCCAAGCUCCUGGCACAGAUGGAAGAUCCACUCUAGUUCCCAUCAGAGCCCACAGCAACAGAAAUACCCUGGCCUGGCAUGUGCCCCCAGGCACAUGGACUGGCCCCCACUGAGCAACAGGGGCGUCUGGACUGGCACAUGUCCUACAGGCAGCUAGGAAACUCAUGGAGAUCACAGACUGGCAUAUGCCCCAGGCACCCAGGAAAUCCAUGGGGCACCGGGACUGGCACUGAGCACUUGGGACAUCUGGACCUGCGCAUGCCUGUCUUUGUGGGGGCCUGCGUGUCCAUGCACAAGGGGCACGGAGGCUCCAGCUGGGUGGGGGGCAGGGGGCAGAGCGGGGAGCCACAGUAGGGCCAUGCUGCAGCCUAGUGAACAGCUUCCCCAGGCCUCCGCACCCCCUCCAACUCCUACAAAAAGGGGAAGGAGGCCCACACUACUGGGCUGGAGAGUUGGGGGGGUGGGGCCCACGUGUGCUGAACCCCCGGGGGCCAACGGUUAUUUGUAGCUUUUGAGGACACACACACACACCCCAGGAUCCUGCAGUCUGACCCAGGCUCCUCCCUGCCAGAUGCCUCCUGGCCCAUAGCACCCCCCCUUCCAUAAGGCCCUGGCCCCCUACCCAAGGGGAUGGGGCAGGGUCCUGGGGCUGAGCCUGCUCUGGCAGGGGGAGCGGGGUGCGGAGUUGGGAGCCACACGGGUCCCAGCAGGGGUGUCUCUGGCACAGGGCAGCCCCCAGCUAAACAUGUUCAGAACCCUCCGGGCUGGGCCCCCCGAGAACCGGCUAUAGUCCCUGCUCUGCUGCAGACUCCCAAGGCGAGUCGCGGUUCCUCUGUGCCUCAGUUUCCCUGUCUGUUAAAGGGGGACAACGCCCCUUCAGCUGUGCCUUCUCUCUUCAGACUGGGAGCUCUGUGGGGCAAGCCUGUCCUCCAUUCUACCCGUGCAGCGCCCGGCACGGCCGGGGGACCCCCGAUCUCGGCCAGGCCCAGACAGUGCCCCUUGAUCUCGGCCUGGGCCUCUAGGCAUUUCCACGCUCCCAGUGACACUCUGAAGUAGCCUCCCUCACCAGGUCUCGCUCCGGUCGGCUCCGAGAUCGGGUUUUUUUGGACGGUUUCCAGUGAAGAAUCUCAAAUUCCUUCUCGAUUCCUUGUUUCAUACCUGACAUUUCUGCCCUAAUGAGGAAUUAAGCCCCCCCCCAUACUAAUUUAUUAACCCCAAACCCCCCCCCCUCCCGGGCCAGGGGACGAGCGUCCAGCUCACCCCCGAACCUGGCUGGGCUCCGACCUCUCCGGCCACGUUUGCCUCCAGUGUCUGUCUGUCAGGGGAGGGGUGGGACCCUCAGUGUGGGUGUCAGGGGACAGGCCACUGGGCUGGGACUCAGGACACCUGCAGUCCGUCCCCAGCUUUGCCACUGGCCAGCUGGGUGACUCUGCACAAGUCACUGCCCAUUCUGUGCCUCAGUUUCCCCUCUCGCCCUUUGUUUAGAUUGUGAGCUUGUUGGGGCAGGGACUUUACUUCGUUCUGGGUCUGGGCAGCCCCCAGCUCAACAGGAGCACCCCCACAUCUCAGCUGGGGUCUGGGCAGCCCCUGGCACAAUGGGAGCACCCCAAUAUCUCAGCUGGAGUCUGGGCAGCCUCUGGCACAAGAGGGGCCCCCCACAUCUCAGCUGGGGUCUGGGUAGCCCCUGGCACAAUGGGGGCCCCAAUCCUGGUUAUGGGCUCUAAGGACAGUAGGACCAGUCAGUAAUACACCAAUUUGCACCAGCUGAAGACCUCGCCCUCCGACCCCUCCAUGCCUGGCUGUCAAUUGCCCCUUAGUAACAGCGGGCGCCCUCGGCUGCCGGGUUCAGGGCUGGCCUGGAGCAUUUACCCUGUCACCCGUUUCCUCGGUAUGGUCCCCACCCUCACUCUCUGCCCUAAAGCCCAUCAGGCCGGAGCCCAGCCCUGAACUCAAACCCGCCAGCCCGGGCCCGAUGCCGGGGGAUUCUCCGGCCUGUUCUCUGGGGGGCGAUCGGAAUCCACUGCCCACCGCACUGCCCGGUGCCAGCUCAAACCUGGCAUUUCGUACCCUCCGCCCCAAACACCUGCAUCCCCGUUGGCCCGCGCCCCCCCAGAGCAGCACACAGGCUCCCACUGCCACCCCCUGGGGGUGCCGCCGGCAGGAGAAUGGGGGAGGGGACAGACAGAGGGACGUGACACGAAUUGCGGGGACUCAGGUUUGCGGGGACUCAGGUUUGAUCUUGUGGCAAGAUCGUUCUCACGCCUCGCAGCACCGUUCUCACGGGGGGCGGAUCCCCCCAUCUGAGGCCCGUCUCUCAUCCUGCCCCCUGGACUGUGAUCGCCAAGCGGUGCGGGGGCCUUGGCGGCUGGUGUAUGAAAAUAACAAUAAACAGGAUUUAGUUUAUUA